AUGGGGACACACACACCAGCCACAGAGACCAUGGAGACACACACCAGCCGCAGAGACCAUGAAGACACACACACCAGCCACAGAGACCAUGGGGACACAGGCACCAGCCACAGAGACCAUGAGGACACACACACCAGCCACAGACACCAUGGGGACACACACACCAGCCACAGAGACCAUGAGGACACACACACCAGCCACAGAGACCAUGGGGACACACACACCAGCCGCAGAGACCAUGAAGACACACACACCAGCCACAGAGACCAUGGGGACACAGGCACCAGCCACAGAGACCAUGAGGACACACACACCAGCCGCAGAGACCAUGAGGACAAAAGCACCAGGCACAGAGACCAUGAGGACACACACACCAGCUACAGAGACCAUGAGGACACACACAACAGCCACAGAGACCAUGAGGACACACACACCAGCCACAGAGACCAUGAGGACACACACACCAGCCACAGAGACAUGAGGACACACACAACAGCCACCAAUCCAGACAUGAAAAGUAUUGACUGA
This is a messenger RNA of Knipowitschia caucasica, 528 nucleotides long. The record is from the annotation of a GenBank genome assembly. NCBI's taxonomy places the organism in Eukaryota, Metazoa, Chordata, Actinopteri, Gobiiformes, Gobiidae.